Cucurbitaria berberidis CBS 394.84 is the source of this 2286-nucleotide messenger RNA. Its product is annotated as Pkinase-domain-containing protein. The record is from RefSeq and is a predicted model, not a curated record. NCBI's taxonomy places the organism in Eukaryota, Fungi, Ascomycota, Dothideomycetes, Pleosporales, Cucurbitariaceae. Gene Ontology annotation, molecular function: ATP binding; protein serine/threonine kinase activity. Gene Ontology annotation, biological process: protein phosphorylation. The transcript is spliced from 2 exons. Bases 1 to 2286 code for a protein of 761 amino acids.
AUGCCCUCCUCGACCGCCCUGCUAAUGCCCUACAGAGCGACCAACAACGACGAAGCGGACGCCCCCGAUCAGAUCGGCUCCACCAGCUCAACGCCGCCCGGUGCCAUGACACCGCGACCCGACCCCACGGACAAGCGACUGCCGGGUAUUCUGCACAGUUACUUUGGCCAGGUUCGUGACUCUUUUAUGCCCCGACGAAAGUCUUCCGCGGUGGACCCCUCUCCCGCAGCCCAAAACUCCUCUGUACAAGCUCGCCCCGAGUCUGCCUCGUCGGAAAAGCAAGACAGGGAGAAGGAGAAAGAACCCCGUCCCACAAUGCUGCCCAGUCCUUCUCCCAGUGCAUCUUCCCGAACCCCCUCAACCUCGCAGUUGACUGGUGACACGGAGAAGCUAACACAAGGCGAUUUUGCGCCGCCGCAAUUUCAGGCUACUCCUCCUCAGACCCCCCGCACACGCUCGCAAGAGACCAAGCCUCUUCCGUCGAAUUUGUCGCGAACGUCGAAUGCAUCGGACAAGUCAAAGGAGAGCAAGGGGCAGCCUGUGGUGGGUACGCCAAAGGGCAAGCUCGCAGUCAUGAUAUCAGAAGGACGGGGCUUGCGGCCCAGCGUAGACCCGUACGUCGUCUGUCAGUUUCAGUGGGCGGAAUACAUAUCGGAUGGGCCGAGACAUGACGAGGCGAAGCAAAGCCACCAUGCACCUAUGCAGAUGAGGCGGACAGAGAGCGAACUGGCCAGGCCAAUGGCCAUUCCCAUGAAGAGUCGGCAAAGCAGUAACAGCGGCCACAGCUCAGAUCCAAGGGAAAAUAGCGCGCUUGAGGAAGUCACUAAUCCAAAGUGGGAACAUGAAGCCGUUUUUGACGUUAUUGGCGACCAUGCCGAGAUUGACGUGUCCGUCUACGACCGAUCGAAUGGCGAAGCCUUCUUGGGCCAUGUUCGCUUCUGCCCCAAUCUCGUCGAGUACAACGAGCCGUACGAUGGUUGGUUCCCUCUCGAGCCUCGGGAGGGUGACGGAGAAAAGGUCACAGGAGAGAUCCACCUCAAACUCAACUUCCACAAGGUGGAGAAGAGGCACUACGGCCCGGAAGAUUUUGAGAUCCUUAAGCUCAUUGGCAAAGGCACGUUCGGGCAGGUUUUCCAGGUUCGCAAACGUGACACUCGCCGUAUAUAUGCUAUGAAGGUGUUAUCGAAGAAGGUCAUCGUGCAGAAGAAGGAGGUAGCCCACACGCUCGGAGAACGCAAUAUUCUAGUCCGGACGGCCAUGGCUGACUCGGCUUUCAUUGUGGGCUUGAAGUUUUCCUUCCAGACGCCCUCCGACCUUUACCUAGUCACAGAUUACAUGUCCGGAGGCGAGCUCUUCUGGCAUCUUCAACGAGAAGGUCGCUUUCAGGAAGCUCGAGCAAAGUUUUACAUUGCCGAACUUAUCCUAGCGCUGCAGCAUCUACACGAUCACAAUAUCGUAUACCGAGAUCUGAAACCAGAGAACAUUCUUCUAGAUGCGAAUGGUCACAUCGCGCUCUGUGACUUUGGUUUGUCCAAAGCAAAUCUUACAGAGAACGCCACAACCAACACUUUCUGCGGUACAACCGAGUACCUGGCGCCAGAAGUACUCCUGGACGAGCACGGCUACACCAAGAUGGUCGAUUUCUGGUCACUCGGGGUGUUGGUCUUUGAGAUGUGCUGCGGUUGGAGCCCUUUUUAUGCGGAAGACACACAACAGAUGUACAAGAACAUUGCAUUUGGCAAAGUUAGGUUUCCUCGAGACGCUCUUAGUACAGAGGGUCGAAACUUUGUCAAGGGCCUUCUAAACCGGAACCCGAAGCACAGGCUUGGUGCGACCCGAGACGCCGAGGAGCUGAAGGCUCACCCAUUCUUUUCCGAUGUUGACUGGGAAGCCCUGGCGAAGAAGAAUGUUGUACCGCCAUUCAAGCCCAAGUUGAAGGGAGAGCUAGAUGUCUCCAACUUUGAUCCCGAGUUCACAAACGCCUUGAACGGCAACGGCUCUCUGAAUGCUCGAGCCGCGGCUCUGGCUUCCGGUGUUAAUCCCGCAUCCACACCACUAUCGCCAACUAUGCAGGCGAACUUUGCUGGCUUCACUUUCACUGAUCAAAGCACGAUUGAGCAGCAGUUUGCCCACCGGCAAAGAGACGACAUGGAGCGAAUGGACGAGGACGAGAAAGAUGACGUCGAUUGGGACAAGCCUGCAGGACGUGGAGAUAGAAUGUCUGGCGUCAUCCCCAGUCAAGACCAUGAUAUCUUCACCCACGGCGGUGGCAACUUCGACGUCUAG